Raphanus sativus (radish) is the source of this 976-nucleotide messenger RNA. RefSeq names its product protein SPEAR3-like. The record is from RefSeq and is a predicted model, not a curated record. Gene Ontology annotation, molecular function: DNA-binding transcription factor activity. The coding region runs from base 221 to 775 and encodes 184 amino acids. The transcript has 5 exons. NCBI's taxonomy places the organism in Eukaryota, Viridiplantae, Streptophyta, Magnoliopsida, Brassicales, Brassicaceae.
GAUGCAGUAGUUACUGAUCUUAAAACAAAACAUAAAAAAAGAUUUUUUUUUCCUUCUAAAAAGAUAAAAUAAACAUCUUAUAAAGAGAUCACCAUUGGAGAUCUCUCCGAUUCCUCAGCCCAAAGCUUACCAACUAGCCCCACAAGUAUUGUUGCGUUUUCUCUCUCUAAAAGACUUCUCUCUCUAUUUCUUGAGGUUACUAGCUAUUUGUUACCAAGAAAUGGGUAGUAGUUUCUUUGGGAGACCAAAAAUGGGUGGAUCUUCAUCUUCAUCACCAACAUCUUCUUCUCCAGCAAAGAGAGGGAAGAACAAGAAUGGUUCUGACAAGCCAAAACAGCCGCAGAGAGGUCUCGGCGUGGCACAGUUAGAGAAGAUAAGAUUACACAGCGAACUUAACUGCAACAGCUUCAAUGCUUACCCUUCUUAUCAUCCCUCAACUUUCAGUCAGGAGGAUGUGAGAAUUCAAGGAGAAUAUCCAUCUAUACCAUAUUCAUCAUCGUCGGCUCAUUAUGGCAUUCAUCCAAACAUGAUGAUGAAUGCAAGUAAUGAUCAAUACGAGAGAACAACCAUAAGAUACAUAGAUGCUCAGCCUCACAUAGCACCAAGUUGGAACCCGAACUACGGUAUCUUGGAGAGCCAACAUUUUGUGGAACCAAACAUAACCAGACCCUUCUUACAUGAGGAUCAGAGACAUAACUCGUUGGGGUCGGGCAAUGAGAACUUCCAAACAAGUGACGCAACUGAGCCAGAUUUGGAAUUGAGAUUGUCACUUUGAGUAAUGAAUAAAUUUAUAUUAUUUUUAAGAGGCCAUGGAUUUGUUAAACUCAAAGAACAUUAGAAAGAAAAAAGUAUAAUUUAGGUCAUCAUUUGAUUUGUGGGUAUCAUUUUUUGAUACCAUCAAGAUGUUUAUCUUUUCGACAAAGUAUGCUUGUAAAUCUACAUGAUUUUCAUAUAUAUCAAAGUAGGCAUAAAGUCA